Aaosphaeria arxii CBS 175.79 is the source of this 1096-nucleotide messenger RNA. RefSeq names its product NAD(P)-binding protein. The transcript has 2 exons. Lineage: Eukaryota; Fungi; Ascomycota; Dothideomycetes; Pleosporales. The record is from RefSeq and is a predicted model, not a curated record. Gene Ontology annotation, molecular function: oxidoreductase activity, acting on the CH-CH group of donors, NAD or NADP as acceptor. Bases 44 to 1096 code for a protein of 350 amino acids.
CUUCUUUUCAAUUUGUCACACGGCCUAUCAUUCUUUCUCAAGUAUGGUGACCAACACAGCCCUCAUCUUCAAAAAGGUCCCCGAGUCCCUGCCAGUAGAAGGUGAACACAUUGUCAUAGAGCAUCGUGAUUUUGACCUCGAUGCGCGGCCGCCAGAGGGAGGAUUGACCGUGCAAAAUUUCCUGCUCUCAUUUGAUCCCUAUCAGCGCGGUUGUCUGCGUGAGCCAGAUGAGGCAACAUACGGUCCGUCGUUCCCGAUCAACGAGCCCCUGUUAUGCGGCGCAGUAUCUAGGAUCCUGAAAUCGACGAUCCCAGAAUUCAACGAAGGAGAUCUUGUAUGGGGUCUGUUCGGAGCUGAGCAGUAUACUGCUGUUCCUCCAGUUCUCGUACCGCAAGUCAGGAAGCUCGACAAUCCACUGGGUUUAGAUCCGAUCGUAUUCACUGGAGCUCUCGGUACGGCCGGUUUGAGUGCGUAUGCAUCUUUCUAUGAGAUUGGCAAACCCAAGCCGGGACAGACGAUAUAUAUUUCGGCUGCUUCAGGGGGUGUUGGGCAGAUUGUAGGGCAACUCGCAAAGAUGGAAGGCUUAACUGUGAUUGGGAGUGUUGGAAGUGAUGAAAAACUUGAUCUGAUUGUCAACGAACUUGGAUUUGAUGCUGGAUUCAAUUACAAGAAAGAGAGUCCUGCAGCUGCACUAAACCGCCUUGCCCCGCAAGGACUUGACAUAUACUAUGACAAUGUUGGCGGAGAGACUCUCUCGGCGGCACUAAAUGCCAUGAAAGACUUUGGGAGAGUAGUCAGUUGUGGCAUGAUCUCCCAGUACAAUUUAUCCCCAGAGGACCGGUACGGAGUGAAGAAUCUGGGGCAACUCUUUCUCAAACGACUCACGGUGCAAGGAUUUAUCAUCUCGGAUCCUGAGAUUAUGCUGAAAUACGUGAUGGAGUUCUCUAUUAAAAUGAGCGCAUAUUUGAAAGAGGGAAAAGUCAAAUCAAUAGAGAGCUUAACUGUUGGUAUUGAAAACGCAGCUCAGAGCUUCCUAAGCAUGUAUAGUGGUGCAAACUUUGGGAAGACAGUCCUCAAAAUCGCAAAUGUAGCUUGA